CAUGGUUCAGACAUGAAUAAAACCUUUGCUUUCCCCGACUUUCUGACUAGAUCGCAACUCUAACUGUCAUAAACGAAACAGCAUUAGCUAAGAUACUUCUUUCAUAAUUUUUCCCCUUUCAAAAAGGAUCACUAUAGACUUCUUGAGCCACUGUCUCUGUCGGUCUGAGAUCUGCCUGCAAGUACCUCAAGUUUCUGUCACUCCCAACUUGACCUGACAAAGCACGCGACACCUUAUCUUCGCCUCAACCCACUCUACUAACACUUCCCUUCACUCCUAUCUUCUCCCCUGCCUCAUGUCAUCUCUUAUCAAUCCUACCAUGAGGUCAUGUGCCUCUCUCCUAUCCCGGGUGUCCGUCCCGUCCACUCGGCCGGCAUCCCGGACCCUCGGCCGAGCCAUUCGGCCCCUCAUCAUCGGAGGUGCGGCGCAAACCCGGUACAGCUCUCACUCUCCCAUGGGUGCACCUCCGGCCGUUCAACGUAAGAAGGUCACUGUCGGAACUCUUCGUUCCAUGCACCGCAAGGGUGAUCCCAUCACCGUCAUGACAGCUCAUGACUUCCCCAGUGGUCAUGUCGCUGACCAUGCUGGUAUGGACAUCAUCCUUGUGGGAGACAGUCUCGCCAUGGUAGCACUUGGUAUGGAGGAUACGAGUGAGAUUAUCUUGGAAGAGAUGCUUUUACAUUGUCGGUCUGUUGCGAGAGCGACAAAGUCGGCUUUCACUGUUGGAGAUCUACCCAUGGGCACAUAUGAGAUUAGUCCUGACCAGGCUCUUGCUACUGCUAUCCGUUUCAUCAAGGAAGGCCGUGUCCAGGGUGUCAAGCUUGAAGGUGGUAAGGAGAUGGCCCCUACUAUCAAGAAGAUUACCACCGCUGGCAUUCCUGUUCUUGGCCACAUUGGCUUGACCCCUCAGCGACAAAACGCACUUGGUGGCUUCCGUGUCCAGGGCAAGACAAGUAGUGGUGCAAUGAGCAUUCUUGAAGAUGCCCUUGCUCUUCAAGAAGCUGGUUGUUUUGCCAUGGUUGUUGAGGCAGUUCCUGCUGAGGUGGCCGCGCUCAUUACUGAAAAGCUCUCCAUUCCCACCAUCGGUAUUGGCGCUGGCAACGGUACCUCGGGCCAAGUCCUGGUACAAGUAGAUAUGAUUGGAAACUUCCCUCCCGGUCGAUUUCUGCCCAAAUUUGUAAAGAAGUAUGGCGAUGUCUGGGGCGAGAGCUUGAGAGCCAUCGAGGCGUAUCGGGAUGAAGUCAAGUCGCGCCAAUAUCCUGCUCCUGAGCACACAUAUCCCAUUUCGGCGGAGGAACUUGAGAACUUUACUAAGGCGGUGAAGGAUUCCUAGAGAUGAGAUGAUGAUACCCCAGAAGUAGUUCCAUGAUGUUUUGGAGAGGCAAGCAUGUCGAAUUCGUGUGUCGCAGCGCAGUCAUAGAGGUCGCAUAGCUCGGAGUUUGGGUUGAGUAGAUGUCAUAGCCUUUCGUAUAUCCAGAUAGAAGAAUUCAGCCUUUUUAGCAUCAUCCGAAAGCAGGAGUGAGAGAGUAGGCAACCACAAGUUG
Molecule: messenger RNA, 1544 nt
Organism: Fusarium odoratissimum NRRL 54006
Lineage: Eukaryota; Fungi; Ascomycota; Sordariomycetes; Hypocreales; Nectriaceae
Product: 3-methyl-2-oxobutanoate hydroxymethyltransferase
Exons: 2
Coding region: 296-1333 (345 amino acids)
Biological process (GO): pantothenate biosynthetic process
Cellular component (GO): mitochondrion
Molecular function (GO): magnesium ion binding; 3-methyl-2-oxobutanoate hydroxymethyltransferase activity
Source: RefSeq, a predicted model, not a curated record